AUGCACGAUCCAACGAGUUUGAUCACAAUGAUAAUCCAUAUUGUAUUGCAGAUACUGAAGUCCCGUGUUAUCAUGCUAAAACGUACGUUAAGGUAUGUACAAAGUUGAAAUCACUUCAAAUAGUAAUAAAAAUCUCACAAAAUAAAAAAGUAAAAAUUGAAAUAUUUUUCAGUUAAAGAUUUUUAAAAAAAAUUGAUUUUUGGUUCAUUUUUUGGUAUUCAGUAGUGUGCGGUAGGUGGUAUUUUAGUCGAAAUUUGUCGUUCAGAAUGGAAAAGGAAAAAGCUACAAAGAAGCCUAAACAUAAGGUAAGGUUUUUAAAUAUCUUUUUCACUUUGCUUCUGAAAAAAAAAUUUUAAUUCCGUUCAGCUUCCACUAAAAGUUUAAAAAAUUACAUUUUUAGUUCAUAAUUAUAUAGGUAUACCUAGAAACAUCUAAAACUGAAAAAUAUUUUUUUUUUUCAAAUAUUAUCUUACGUAUUUUGUCGUUUCAGCACUGUAAGCAUAAAAAGCUGCACAAGGCCCAAGUGAAUCGGUUUCUCUUCGAAGUCUUCAAUGAUGAAGAUCUGACGAUUCGUGAAGAAAAGAACGUUGUUCCAACUGAAAAGAACUCAAAAUGUUUAAAAAUGGCUUCAAACAACAGAAAACUGGCUUCAAACGACAGAAAAAUUGCUUCAAACAACAGAAAAAAUGGUUCAAAAGACGUAAAAUUAUAUUCAAAGGCUUCAGAAAAAGACGACGAUGUUUCUGAAGAGAUUUCGAUCAUGUCAACAAGAGAUUUCUCACCUAGUUAUCGAGGGAGAAGCAAGAAAAACACAGUGAGUCAAGAAUUUUCGUCAGUUUUAUCAAAAAUAAUAUUUUUUCGACUGAAAAAAUAAUUUUUCUUGGCUGGAAAAUAUUUUUUUCAAUCCUUUUUCUUUGUCUAACAUAAUAUAAAUUGUUUUAUAUAGUUUUUCAUUCAUCUAACAUAAUAUAAACUGUGCAAAAAGGCUAACUCUCUUUGCCUAAAACAAUAUUAUUCAUAAUUCUUACCUAAAAUAAUAUAAACUGUGCAAACAGGCUAUCUCUCUUUGUCUAAAACAAUAUAAUUCAUAGUUAUUACCUAAAAUAAUAUAAACCACCAUUUUCAGCCUCGAAAGAAGAAAAUUUCACAACAAGACCGAAUCUACUACGACCCAAUCGAGGACAGGGCCCCAGAUUCCUUGAAUUCUCAAAGCGAUGCCACUAGUUUCAUGCCAUUUCCCUAUGUUAUUUAUCCAGAUGCCGCAUUAUUGGUACGAAUGGAAGACUUACAGAUUAAAGACGUCUUGAAGCAGGAUUCUGAAGGCAAUUUCACGUUGGAACGACACAUUUCAGUCCGGGAAACGGGGAAACGACUGAUCGAUGUGGCUUUCUUGGGGCAUUUGAUUGAACGAAAUGAACGUGUUCUGAAUAGGUAGAUUAAUAUUUGGUGGAAACGAAGGUGUUUUUCAGGUACAUCCGUUGGUUUUUUCGUAUUUUUGUUGUUCAAGGUGAAGAAAAUACGAAAGAAUUAAUGGAUUUAAGGCUUUUUAGUAUUUUUAGGUGACAAUGCAUUUUAAAAUUACGACAAAUUGGAAAUAUUUUCAGAUCAUGCCUACGUGAAUAUACAAAAUCACCAGAUGGACCAUUUAAGGUAUAA
Bursaphelenchus okinawaensis is the source of this 1656-nucleotide messenger RNA. NCBI's taxonomy places the organism in Eukaryota, Metazoa, Nematoda, Chromadorea, Rhabditida, Aphelenchoididae. The record is from the annotation of a GenBank genome assembly.